Aspergillus ibericus CBS 121593 is the source of this 2332-nucleotide messenger RNA. Its product is annotated as alpha/beta-hydrolase. The transcript has a single exon. The coding region runs from base 282 to 2042 and encodes 586 amino acids. NCBI's taxonomy places the organism in Eukaryota, Fungi, Ascomycota, Eurotiomycetes, Eurotiales, Aspergillaceae. The record is from RefSeq and is a predicted model, not a curated record.
CCAGAUCGUGGCAGUGCUUAUAUCUGCCGGGUCAGAUUCGGAACAACCCUUGCUGUCUUGCGGACUGUCAUCAUCACCCCGACUAGUGCUGAUGCCCACGGACUUCGCGAAGGUGUCCCAAUCGGGGAAGUCUGAUGUCCGACCCAUCAGCAUCCACUUAGGCGUCCAGCAGUCGGCCAGGCAUCCAUCACAUAUCGCCAUCCUUCGGCGGCGAGGCUGAGCAUCCGCUGCCUAUAAAACAUGCCCAUGCAGCGCAUUUUCCCUGAUCAGUCGCGCGCAUCAUGAUUUUCUCCCGGACUUCUCUCUUGCUCGGGACGCUCUGCGCGUCGGGCCUGGCGAGCCCCAUGCCGUCGAGCCCCUCCGCUCCCAUCGUCCAUCUCCCCGAUUCCGACGUCUGGUUCACCGGAACUGCCGGCAAUGAGACCGAAUCCUUUCUCAAUAUCCGCUUCGGUCAAGACACGAGCGGCAGCAACCGCUUCGCGCCGCCGAAGCCUUACGCCUAUCCAGCUGGGUCCGUGGUGAACGCCACCCAGUCGGGCGCCGCCUGUCCACAGCAGAAGGACCCCAUUCCUACCUUCCCCCUCUUCGACAAUGUCACGCACAUCUCCGAGGACUGUCUGACGCUGCGGGUCGAUCGGCCGGCCCACACAUCGCCGUCGGACCGACUGCCCGUGCUGGUCUUUAUCUAUGGGGGCGGCGACACCAUCGGCCAGAUCUAUGAUUCGGCCUAUGAUCCGACGCUGUUGGUCUCUGGGGCCGCUGCGAAGGGGAUCCCCGUCCUCUACGUGGCCAUGAACUACCGGCUAGGCAUCUUCGGGUUUGCCUCGUCGCCGGCCCUGAACGCGUCCGACUCGCUGAACGCGGGUCUGCUGGACCAACGUCUGGCGCUGUGGUGGAUCCAGGACCACAUCGCGGCCUUUGGCGGCGAUCCCGACCAGGUCACCAUCUUUGGCGAAAGUGACGGGGCCACGAGCGUGGGCCUGCAGCUGACGGCCUACGGGGGCCAGGUGUCCCAGGUGCCCUUCCGCCGCGCCAUCAUGGAAUCCGGCGGGGCCACGGCCGACCCCGGCACGGCUUGGGAUCAGUCGGGCCAGCAUACGGCGGUGCUGAUCGACAAAGUCAACUGCACGGCGCCCACCAGCCAGGCGGAGCUGGCGUGCCUGCGUCAACUCCCCAUGCGCUCGCUGCUGCAUACGGCCUACGCCUAUGAGCUGACCAUCGACUCCAUGGGCGGCAUGGAUGUCUUCAAGCCCGUCUCGCCGUCGACCUUUAUUCCCGACCGCCCCUCCACGCUGCUCAAAACCGGUCAAUUUGCCCGGGACAUCGAUCUCAUCUCCGGCUGGUGUGAGAAUGACGGGGCCUUUUUCACCUCCACGGACCUGGAAACCUCCUCGGACGUGGCCGAGUCGCUGCGGGCCAGCUAUCCGCGCCUCUCCAAUGCCACCAUCGCCCAGGCCCUACAGCUGUAUCCCCUGUCGGAUUUCUCGAAUGACACGACGGUGAACCCCCCGGUGUCGGCCCAGUAUUUCCGCGCCAGUCAAAUGGCACGCGAUCUCGGGUUCACCUGCCCCAGUCUGCUGAUGGUCCAGACCAACGCCCAGUAUGCCUCCCAUCCCCGCGUCUCGAACUACCUGUACGCCCUCAACCAAACCGCCUUCGCGGAAGUCUUUGCCGUGGAAAACCUCACCUACUACGGUGUCCCGCACUUCAGCGACAUCCCGUAUAUUUUCAACACCGUCACCGAUGGCCUGCUGGCCCCGGUGUCGACCGAUUCCGAUCGCCAACUCGCCGCCGCCAUUGGGGCCAGCUGGGCGUCCUUUGCCACCUUUGGGGAUCCGUCGCAGGUCAACGGCACUGUCCCCGGGUGGUUGCAAGCCUUGCCCGUCCAGAUUCGUUCCACCCUAGAGUCCUCGAUCGUGCCGAAGUUGCGCGUUCUCGGCGGACCCGACGCCCGGUUUACCGGCCAGGGCUAUCAUGAGGAUUUGGUGCCGCGGUGUGCCUUUUGGAACUCUGCCGAGGUCGUGGCGGAGCUCGGCAUCUAGUUCAGGACUUGGCUCCAUCAAUCAGCUCGUGUCAUAAUGUCUGCUUAGGAUCGCUUGGGCUCUACCCCGUUCUCUCACCCGGUGUAGCAAGAAUGUUAGGUAAGGGUGAACAUUUGGCAUCUCGAGAUACGAUGUAUGAUCACUUUAUCUGUUUGUAUACUAUAAUUCUUUAAGCGCGCUAGCGCUGAAAAACACUCGGUCAGCUCCUGGGUAAGGGAAGUUCACAGCGUUAAGACUUUUCAUCAGUCCAUGAGAAUCAUUAAUCUAGCUGUCUAAUUGGCUCAAUUGCC